AUGGGCCAUCCCAUCCCGCCCCUCGAUGGCGGCGCGUCCCACACCGUGCGGAUGGAACCCCCGGUGGCGAUGCAUCCUGCCCCAAUCCCCGACCUCCUGGGCACAUCGCCUCGCGUGGACAGGGGGGCCCGGCGGGCAGCCAGCCUGCCCUCACGCGAGCGGCAUCCCACAGCUGAGGGGCAUCGGUUGAGAAAUUCUAAGUGUAGACUAUUGAGGGAGAUGAAGCGCAUACCAAUGGAUAACAAGCUCCUUUUGACUGGGACACCCCUUCUGAACAAUCUGGCAAUGCUACGGUCACUAUUGAACUUCAUUUUGCUUCAUAUAUUUUCAUCACACCAAUUUGGGCCAGAUUGGUUUUUGGUCCUUAGAACUAUCUUUGUGCGGUUUUGCCCAUGCGGAAAAAGACUGCUGCGCGAGGAUGCUGAGGCCAGUAUGUUUUUAAUGGACCAUAUGGCGCUAUGGCUCGUCAGUGCCCUGCUUGGAUAUCUUCAGCGGCAUCGCCCAGAUCGGUUCUUGGUUAGCCUUGAACAGAUAUGUGGUGUUAUUGCUGCCUGCUUCGGAAGGGCUGCGCAGAAGAUUUGGCAUCAUGGCUGCCUCUUCAACAACAAGUUCUUAGACUGUGAACCUCUAUCUGUGCCUGAAAUCGAAUCGUUACCGCAGCCAUUUGCCAUGAUUUUGUGCUUCUGGUUACUUUGA
This is a messenger RNA of Miscanthus lutarioriparius, 696 nucleotides long. Lineage: Eukaryota; Viridiplantae; Streptophyta; Magnoliopsida; Poales; Poaceae. The record is from the annotation of a GenBank genome assembly.